Epinephelus fuscoguttatus (brown-marbled grouper) is the source of this 5294-nucleotide messenger RNA. RefSeq names its product WASP homolog-associated protein with actin, membranes and microtubules. Gene Ontology annotation, cellular component: endoplasmic reticulum-Golgi intermediate compartment membrane; cytoplasm. The record is from RefSeq and is a predicted model, not a curated record. Lineage: Eukaryota; Metazoa; Chordata; Actinopteri; Perciformes; Serranidae. Gene Ontology annotation, molecular function: actin binding; Arp2/3 complex binding. Gene Ontology annotation, biological process: endoplasmic reticulum to Golgi vesicle-mediated transport; Arp2/3 complex-mediated actin nucleation.
GCAUGUGAUUCAAAGGUCGAAGUUGAACACAAUACAAGAGGCAUUGUGGUGCCUUCACGGGUCCUCGUAAACUCCUAUAUUCCGCGAAUUAAUCGCAUCUACACAUCGGAAAUAUCUCAGUUAUGACCUUGUUUGCUCUUGCUGUACCUCGGUGAGAGAAAUUAAAAGCUAGCACGUUUCCUGUGUCUGUUAAUUUGACGUCAGAAAUCAAGCAACACUGACCUUGAGUACACUAAAAGGAAGAUUAAUGGCGAGAACGUAGUGGCAGUGUUGUUAAAUGUAGUGUCUUAGCGGAUAUAAUGAGCACAAAAUAACAGGGCUUCUAUUGUGCAAUCUAUAACUACAUGUAUUUUCAGUAAAUAUGAUAAGUGGCUUUUUUUUUAGAUUUAUUCGCUUGUGUCAAUAUGGUCUCUGUGAAAAUUCCGGAUAUGUCCGAGGUGCGUGAAGUCAUCUUACGUCACGCAAAUGGCGGACGUUGUAAACAGAGCCAGCAGCUUCUCAGAGGCCGAAGUGAAACAGCUUUUAAGAUGAAUAACGUAGAGAUAGAGCGGUUAGACAGUCUGGAGGGCUGGGUGGCGGUUAAAAGCAACAUAUUUGAAGAACCGGAGACGUUUAAGCUCGGCUUUAUCGUACAGUGGAAUGUCAUAGAGUGUAAGUUCGCCGUCACUUGUCACAACCGGACGUUACAACGGCAGAAACGCAAAGCUGAAGUUGUCGUCGGCGGCGACUCUCAGAUGAGCUGGGCUGGACUCUUCUCCGUUAACGAUUUGAAACACAUCCAUCAGCAGUUCACAUGUGUGGCUGACGUGUUAGCGACCUGCUUCCCGGACUUGUCUGAGUUUGAGGACGGCAACAUUUGGGACUUGCUCUUCCUGAACCGCAGGUCAGGUCCCGGAGACGACGACGAGAGGGACUUUGACACGCCGUGUCGGAAACUGGAGAAAUACUUCAGCACAGCUAUCGACAUCUGCGGGCGGAAAAUCGUGCUCGACACGUUGUUCACGCAGGACGAGCGGGAUGUGGAGGAGUACUUUGAAAACCUGCAGGAGUUCAAGAGGAAGACGAUGCAGGAGGAGAUGUCGCGGGCCAAGGGUCACGUGCGACAGCUCCUGCAGAGUCAUGGCAGCACAGACCGAAUGGUGGCGCUGCUCGACAUCUAUGAUGAGGAGGACGAGGCCUACCAGGACCUGGUCACUGUGGCCACCACCUUCUUCCAGUAUCUGCUGCAGCCUUUCAGAGACAUGAGAGAGCUGGCCUGCCUCUACAAGAUGGAGAUCCUGAAGUCUUUGGAGUUUGAGGACUUGGGUCCUAAGAGAAUCGCAGCUCUGGAGAAGGAGGCGGAGGAGUGGAGAAUGAAAGCGGAAGACGCAGUCGCCUCAAUUCAAGACAUCACUGUCACCUACUUUGCACAGACUUCAAAGGCUCUGGCUGGUAUGUUAAAGCAGAUGGAGGAGGAUAAGUGUCGAUUCGGAGCGGCUGCCUGGGCGUCUGCAGCUCCCAGACUGGAGAAACUGCGCUUCCUGUUGGCCAAGGAAACUCUGCAGCAUAUGAGAGCUAUGGAGAUGUGCCUCAACCGCAAGAAAAACGGCAUCAGACAAAGGCUGAGCAGCCUGUCUGGCAGAGACAAGAGCCACAGAGCUGACUCCAGGUCUGCAUCUGAGGACACAGUGGACCAGCUGGAGAUACAGUUCUACGAAACCCAACUGGAGCUGUACGACACCAAGUUUGAGAUCCUGAAGAAUGAGGAGCAGCUGCUCGUGGCUCAGAUAGACACCGUGCGACGGCAGAUUAAAGAAUUGAAGGAGGAGGUGGUGUACUACGAUGUGUGUGAGGAUCCAGAGGAGCUGCAGAGUAUGGUCCAAACAAGUAUCCACCAAACACACUCUCCAGCUGUCACUCAGCUCAAAAGACGCCUACAAACCUUGGAGACCAAGAGAGGCAACAUCUGUGCCCGGCGAGCUUACCUCCGCAACAAAAAGGAUCAGUGCAUGGAUGCCAACGAGCAGAAGCAGCUGUCAGAAAAGCAGAGCUCCAUACAGUUCAGCCUGCAUCAUCAGGUCCACCUGAAACGAGAGAAGAGGAAGGAGGAGGAGCAGAGGAGGAAACAGUGGGUGGACGAGCAGCGAGAGAAGACUCUGAGCAGAUUACGCUCCUUCAGAGAGAAGCGACAGGGUCAGUACAUCCUGAAGACUCCUCAGUCCAGGAUGUCUCCUUCAGAAGUCUCGUGUCCCUCGCAGCCGCUGUCCAUCAUCAGCCUCGGCCCCCCUGAAGGACCCCCGUCCGUCCGCCCUGCACCCAGACGCAAUAAAACACCCAGGAAACAGCAGCCUAAAGACAUCCCUGUCCAAAUCUUCGCUGCUCCCGCUCCUCCUACAUCAACCUGCCCUACUGCACCUCCUCCCCCACCACCACCACCACCACCUCCACCUCCCCCACCACUGCCCCCUGCCAUACCUGCCCAAGCUUCGCCUGCCUCUGACGACACACCGAUGCCUCUCAGUGAAAAAGAGGAUCCUCCUUUUCCAGCCAAGAACAUGCUCAAACAAAAUAUAGGAACAAUGGAUGAAGUGUUGGCCUCACUGCAGCGUGGACAGAUUCAGCUUCGAAAGGUCCCCGUUCCCAGGACAGCGUCCCCUGCUGAGGACCCGAGGAGCAGUCUGAUGUCUGCCAUCCGACAGGGAGUCACCCUGAAAAAGAUGGUUCCUGUACGUGCAGAAGUCCCGAGCGGCGGAGACAAUGAGCUGGAGCGCAGCAUCAAGGCCGCCAUGAUGAGGAUGAAGAAGGUGGCAGCAGACUCUGAUGAGGAGGACAGAGGAGACGAUGAGACACGCAGCGCAGACUGGGACAGCUGAGCACGCGCACACACACACACACACACACACACACACACACACGUACACACACACACACCAAGGAAGCUGUCUUACAUUACCCACACUCUGUUUUCUUCACGGUUCUGAGCUACAGCUUAAGUUGCUGCCAAAUUUUCACCAAAAAGCUUCCUCUUAGACAUGGAUGGGAUUACGCCUCUACUGACUCAAACGCAGCAGUUUGCAAAAUAGCCCUGAGAUGUUGUAAUACACUGAGAACGGCUCAAAUCCAACCACCCAGCUAGUGGCAGAAUCAGGAGUUAGUCUCCUCUAAAGCAGCAGAAAUCCCAAACUGAGCGAAUGAGGUGCUCAUUAAGAAGAAAAGUCAGGCAGUAGUGCUGUAGUACAGUGUGUAAAUGAUUGAAUUUCUCCCAGCUCGCCGUCUAAAGGCCUUUUGUGAGACUGUCACACAGCAGGGGAAGUCUGUGCUGCAGGCAGAGACGACACUACACAACUCCACUGUCAUAAACGCUCAUUUUCCCUCAUUACUGAGUCUGAAAUCAGUAAUGACUUCUCGUAUUUUGAAUGUAAUUAAAUUUGUUUUUUUUUUUCUUUCCCCAAAAAGGGCUACAGCGUCUGAGCUUCGUGGGUUUUGCAUUUUCUUAUUGAACAAAUGAAGAGUUAUGUCCUGAAGUGCAGCAGCGUUAUUAGCAGCCUACAUGUGUAAAGUCUGCGUCAUUGUUUGUAUUACAGGCUGUUUGAAGCACUGCACUGAAAGGUGUGAAUGUGUCGGACUUAAAGGUCCAGUGUGGAGGAUUUAAGGGGAUAUAUUGGCAGAAAUGGAAUAUAAUAUAACAAGAAUGUUUUCAUUAGUUUGUAAUCAGCUGAAAAUAACACUUGCUGUGUUUUCAUACCUUAGAAUGAGCCAUCUCUAAGUGCUGUUUCGUAGGCAACUGGACUCGAGUUUCUUAAAGACAUUUCACCUCUCAUCCAAGAUGCUUCUUUCGUUCUAACAGACUGGUGCAGAGUCGCAGGGUUUAAACUCUGUGUUGGUGUGAACCCUUACAGAGUCGUUGAGGUCACAUGUGAGUCGUUGACCCACCCGGUCAUCAUGUGUGUCAUUAGGGUUAGAUGGGCGCAGGUGUAAGUGGGUGUUUAUCCAUCUAGGGAGGGAGCUCAAGACUGCGUUGUAAAUGGGUGAUAAGUGGUGUCGUAGGCCACCUCGUCUGUUUAACGAGGGUCGUUCCAGUUUGAUGUAGUUGGCCUCUUGAAGGCUUCGUUCAAACCAUCUGUCUUCGCUGGCCAAGAUGUGUACAUUGCUGUCUCUGAUGAGAGGUGAAACGUCUCCAAAAAACUCAAGCAAGUCCAGUUGCCUAUGAUGUAGCAUUUAAGAUUAUCAUGACCUGGAUAACUGAGAAUCUUCACUGAUACUUUGAAUGAGCCGUUAAUAUUUAUGUAGGGAGCAAGUUCUUGUCCAAGGAGUUCGACAUGUUGCACCACCAUGUUUCUACAGUAGCUCAGAAUGGACAAACCAAACACUGGCUCUAAUUAGGGACAUUGGCAUUUUUGCGUCAGCUACUGUAGUUCGCAGCAUCUUAGCGAUGAUUUUGUAUUCGAAACUCCUAUUUUCAGUGUUUAAAUCAUUAGGUUUGUGUUUUGGAGAGGAACAGACCUCUGCAUAUAAUUUAGCUCCUGGCAUAACCCUCCUGAAUGUCUGAUUUUAAGUUAUCAGAGAAGAAAGGUGACCACCAAAUACCAAGGCUAAUGGUCUGUCUCCAACAAGCCAAACAGCAUUGCAGAAAGAAAGAUUCGUACCAUGAAACUGCUUUAUUCAGUGUUUCUACUGGUUUUAUUCACCUAGUCUGUUUGUUUUGGAGAGGAAGAGACCUCUGCGGAUAAUCUGGCUCCUGGUAAAAACCUCCUCAACAAUGAACACUGAAGAAACUCUAACCUGUAGAAGUUUCAUCUGGUUGCAAUCUGCAGUCGUCACUGCCAGAUGCCACUAAAUCCUCCUUAAUCUUACACACUGUUCCUUUAACUUGGGUGCAAUUCAUACAUGAUCUGUUAUUUCUUCCUCUGUGAUGCCGUAACAAAUUAAGUGACACAUAAAGACACCUUAUUCAUUUAUUUAAAUAACCAAAAUGUCCUUUUAAUCAUGGAGUUCCUUUUCAGUGUACACAGUGUGUCUGUAAUUGUUGCUGAAUCCUCUGAAAGUUUGUAGGCUGGUUGUUGAUGUUUAGUACUUAUGACCUUUGAACCUGUGACACAGAGCACUUACCUGAAAAGACAAUGACAAUGUAUUAUGUACAAACAAUACGAUACUGUAUGGCGAGCAGCAUUAAAUGAUUUGCAGAUGAGAUGAUUAAGACUGCAAAGAUAUGAGGCUUGUUCCGGUGUGUGUCAGAUGAGCUGAUGACAGCUGUGGCUGAAACGCACUUGUACUGCUGUGUUUUAAUAAUAAAUGAAGAUAUGUUAGAUCAUUAA